Prunus armeniaca (apricot) is the source of this 372-nucleotide messenger RNA. NCBI's taxonomy places the organism in Eukaryota, Viridiplantae, Streptophyta, Magnoliopsida, Rosales, Rosaceae. The record is from the annotation of a GenBank genome assembly.
AUGCCUCUAAGAAAGAAGGCUAGGAGCAAUACCAUGGCUUCCCAAGAUGGGCCAGACCAUGGUGAUUCUGAAUCAAGGCAAAAUGCAUCUUCUAGAGAGCAAGAAGUGCAAAGGGAGAUGAUGGAAACUAUCAAAGAAUUGAACAGUUCUGUCACUAAGCCAAGUGAAGAAAAUAACAGGCACCCACAGAAGGAGUCUGCUGCUACUGGAAAGGGGUCUAAACAAAAGGGACCGUCUUUUGUUACCCAAGAGGAUGUCGUUGCCAUGCUGGAAAAGGAACUUAGCCGAAGCCAGGAGGAUUGGAAAUACAUUCCUCAGCCACCAUAUCCAUCAAGCUUACUCCAGCAACCAUAUCCUAAAGGCUACGAGUGA